Messenger RNA from Sander lucioperca (pikeperch), 1387 nucleotides. Its product is annotated as aldo-keto reductase family 1 member D1-like. Gene Ontology annotation, biological process: bile acid biosynthetic process. The coding region runs from base 285 to 1271 and encodes 328 amino acids. The transcript is spliced from 10 exons. The record is from RefSeq and is a predicted model, not a curated record. Gene Ontology annotation, cellular component: cytosol. NCBI's taxonomy places the organism in Eukaryota, Metazoa, Chordata, Actinopteri, Perciformes, Percidae. Gene Ontology annotation, molecular function: Delta4-3-oxosteroid 5beta-reductase activity; aldose reductase (NADPH) activity.
CUGAAGGGGGCCGGGAGACACCUCUUGCAGAAAGAAUGAAGACACGGCAGGAGUUUGGGCUCUCUGUUGUGGAAGCUCAACUUGCAGAUAGGACAAGUAUCCAUGAGCCCGAAGUUAUUUGCCAGUUUAAGUGGGAGGAUGCUCUUUCUACCUGGGAGGAGUCUUUGCUGUGGUCGAAGUACAGUAGGACAUUGACUGUGUCAACGUCUACCAUUUGGCAUAUAUAACCUGGGUCCUUGAAUAAAGACACAAACAGCAGCACUGGGAAAGUGACUGACACUUUGAUGAACAUGGACCUCACAGCUGAGAAUCACUCCAUUCCUCUGAGUGAUGGAAACAGCAUACCUUUGAUGGGACUGGGAACUUAUGGGGAUCCCCGCAGGACCCCUAAAGGAACUGCAUAUGAAUCAGUCAAAGUGGCUAUUGAAAUAGGGUACAGACACCUUGAUGGGGCUUUGGUCUAUUUCAAUGAACAUGAGGUGGGACAAGCCAUAAGGGAGAAAAUUGCAGAUGGAACUGUGAAAAGAGAGGACAUAUUUUACUGUGGAAAGUUGUGGAACACAUUCCAUCCCCCAGGAUUGGUUCGACCUGCUUUGGAGAAAACGUUGAAGACAUUACAGCUGGAUUAUGUCGACCUCUAUAUUGUAGAAAUGCCCACAGCCUUCAAGCCAGGAGAUACAUAUUACCCCAAAGAUGAGAAUGGGAAAUGCAUUUAUCACCAAACAGAUCUCUGUGCAACAUGGGAGGCUUUGGAGGCUUGCAAAGAUGCUGGGCUGAUAAAAUCUCUUGGAGUAUCCAACUUCAACAAGAGACAACUGGAGUUGAUCCUUAACAAACCUGGGCUGAAACACAAGCCUGUGUCGAACCAGGUUGAAUGCCAUCCAUAUUUCACUCAGCCAAAGUUGCUUGAGUUCUGCCAGCAGAACAAUAUUGUCAUUGUGGGAUACAGCCCUUUGGGGACAUCUAGAGAUGCAUCCUGGGUGAACCUAAAAUGCCCCCCAUUGUUGGAAGAUGAGCUACUGGCAUCAAUUGCUAAAAAGUAUAACAAGACCACAGCCCAGGUGGCCUUGAGGUUCAACGUGCAGAGAGGAGUGGUGGUCAUCCCGAAGAGCUUCAACCCUGUUCGCAUAAAGGAGAACUUUCAGAUAUUCGACUUCUCUCUUUCUGAGACUGAGAUGAAGGCAAUUGAGGGAUUGAACAAGAAUACUCGUUUUGUGGAGCUUCUCAUGUGGUCUGAUCACCCAGAGUAUCCAUUUCAUGAUGACUACUAGAUGCCAUAGAUGUCAAGACUUCAGCUAAAUGGGAUCAAAUAAGCUGGCUUGUUCACUUUGUUGCUUUUACAACGUUUUGUGCCUUUACUUGAAAAAUAAUUUUAUAUUGUACAUUU